CAUGAGUUUCACGAGACCCUUUUUGUCGGCUCAUCGCCGAAGGAGCAUCUGCCGGCCAGCAGUGUCUGAAACAGAGGUAGCAGGCAACACCAUCGCCGACUACCAUGCCCGAGAAAUGUCAAUCCGGGCCGAGCACGAGCCGGCAGAGCUACCGCACCCGGUUACCAGCUUUCGGGACAUUACCCGGAUGUACCGAGAAGAAAGGAUGGAUGCUCAGGAUGAACGCACUAUCAGUGCCUCGAAGACGCCGCCUAAGCCAACUGCCACUCCUCGGGGAGUUGACCAAUGCUGGCACGUGGCUAUCAUCUGCGCCAUGACUACAUUCCUCACUUCCGCCACCAUCAGGUCAUCUGGCUUCCUUUACAUCGGCAUAAUGAAGGAGUUCCAUGCCGACCGCGGUCAAGCCGCCUGGCCAAUCUGCCUCAUGGGAGCCAUGGCCAACAUGGCUGGCCUUGUCGCCGGUCCUUUGAUCCAGAAGUUCACGCCUCCACCUGUCAUGUUCGCCGGAAGCAUAAUUAUGUCAGGUGGUAUCAUCGCUUCGAGUUUUGCACCGACCAUAACAUGGAUUGCUGUUACACAAGGGAUUGUGUUUGGUAUAGGAUCAGGCCUGGUGUUCAUGACGCUCCCCGUAUUCGUCAACCAGUACUUCGACAAGUACAGGGGAUUCGCACUUGGCAUCGUGUACACCGGCUCCACGAGCUCGGCGUUCGUCUUUCCGCGGUUGCUGCUGUACCUCGAGAAUACGUACAACUUUCGCGGCAGCAUCAUGAUCUUCGGCGCUAUCAUAGGUCACGUCAUCGCCAUUAGCCUCCUCCUGAAAGAGCCACCAUGGAUUCGCCGCAAGCGAGCAGAAGACGGACUGGCAGUGAAGCAAGCCAAACAGAUCUUCACCAUCCAGAAAGAAUGCAUGAAGGAACAAUCGAACACCAUCCAGAAAGACGCUCUUCCUGGUAAAAAAGGAGAAGGCAACGCAAAAGAUAAAGCAAAGAAGCCGGUGAAUCCUUGGAGUCUCCGUCAUGGGCUUACUGUGCUCGAGAGUCCCAUGUUUUAUGUCGUGACGCUCACAUAUAUUGUAUUUGGUUAUAACUUUGACGUCUUCAUGGCCACCAUUGUCGACUUUGCUAUCGACAAAGGCACGGAUUUGGAGGCAGCCGUGGGUCUUAUACCGCUUUUCUCCAUGACCGACACGUUUGGACGCCUGUGCAUCCCGCUGCUCGCCGAUAGAGGGUACCUGAGGCGCAGUACCCUGGCCAUGCUCACCUACCUGUGGAUGUCUGUAGCACUGCAAGUUUUUCCACAUGUGUGUGGCUACUACCAUCUGUUGGCUGCCUGUCUGUGUCUCGCGACGGCCAUUGGCUGUGGCGUCACCAUGUAUCCGAUUCUUAUGGCCGACUACAUGGGCAUCCAGAGGCUUCCAAUCAGUUAUGGAAUCGUCGGGACAGUGGCUGGCCCAUUGUUUAUAGUCAAGCCACUUUUUAUUGGCUACUUCCGGGACCACGUCGGGUCGUACGACAACAUGUACCGGUUCCUCUCGGUCGGCGUCUUCACGGUAGGCCUUGUUUGGCUAGCCGUGUCCCUGAGCGAGCGCCGCAAGCGCAAGACGUGGCAGCCACCUGCAGAGGGAGCCGCCGAAGCCAUCGUCGUUGCUGGCCAUGCCAUCUACUGCAACCCCGGUUUCGUGGCCACGGAACCUGGCUGCAGGGACGUUUACUGCGCCGGGUCGAAGGCGCGGAAAUGUGAUCCAGAAUGCGGAACGGUCUCAACAUGAUGUUUCGCAGGCGAAUUUAUUUUUGUUCAAAACACGCACGACAUGUGCGGGUCGGUUCGCAAAAUCAUCCCGCUACAGAAAGUGCUGCGGGUGUUGAGACGCGCGUGUCCCAAAUCGCGGGUUUUAACACGGUUGUCCGGCUGCGUUUACACCAUAUUGUGUACUUUGAAAUAAGACGCUAUAAAGCGCAUAAUUUCAAGUGUCGCCUAGCUUUGAAACUAGGCGGCAUGGAGGCGCUAUCGAAUGCACGCCGCGCAGCCGAUGGCGAAACGUCUCUGCACCGUAUCGGUAGCCAGGAAGGUGACAAAGAUUCUACCAAAUGUUGUGUAAAAUUUUCAUAACGUCUUAGAUAUUGUUACUAUGAUAUAGCAAAUCGGUAAACUGGGAUGGUUGGCACAUUGUAACACAAGUAAAAAAAAACGGGAAACACACGAGAGACCAAAUGAAGAAGACUAAGGGACUAGCUGGGCGGGACUAGAGGGACUAACGACGGAUGUCUACUUCAUCUGGCCUGCUGUGUUUUUCCGCUGGUUUUUUACCCGUUUUGUAACGUACCAACUAGUCCAGUGUAACGCUUUGCUACUCCUGCUAGUCUGGUCGUCUUCUCCAUCUGGACUUCCGUGUGUUUCCGCAGCUUUUAUUUCGUUUUCCAUUUUUAGUUACUCCGAAUAUAUUUUUGGCAUAGUGCAAGCGCAAUAUUUCCAACGGACGCUUUGAAGCAACCUGUAAUAAACAGAAAAAAGCGCAGACUCAGCAGCCCUUAGUCAACGACUGCGCUAAACAGCUCCACUAUGGUAUAACCAUUCGCAUGACCUGCAUACACUCUCUGUCAUAUAACCGAAUGCAGCAAUACUCAUCAGUUCCUCAUUUUUCUUCUUGGAGUCUAUGCAUGUGAGUGGUAAAGUAGUGGUUCACAAAUUCCUUCUACAGUUUUUUUUAUUGCCAUGAAUUCCUUAGCAUGGUAGCGAAAAGCAGCCUGCACUUUUUAUUGUACCCAAACACUUUGCUCUUGACUUACUGGCGGCAAUCUACAAGCUUCAGUUUCUAUUUUUUCAAACUAUGUCACGGGUUGUUGUUUUAGCCCACCAGUAUUCAUAUGAUAGAUACAAAGCCAAUUCUUUCCGAAACCAUUUUGUUCGUGAUAACAUUUCUGUCACAAAAUUUUGUAAAUAAACUGGUCAUGAGUGGC
Messenger RNA from Dermacentor albipictus, 2957 nucleotides. RefSeq names its product monocarboxylate transporter 9-like. Lineage: Eukaryota; Metazoa; Arthropoda; Arachnida; Ixodida; Ixodidae. The record is from RefSeq and is a predicted model, not a curated record. Gene Ontology annotation, biological process: transmembrane transport. Gene Ontology annotation, cellular component: membrane. Gene Ontology annotation, molecular function: monocarboxylic acid transmembrane transporter activity.